Messenger RNA from Aegilops tauschii subsp. strangulata, 1468 nucleotides. RefSeq names its product tuliposide A-converting enzyme 1, chloroplastic. Gene Ontology annotation, molecular function: hydrolase activity. The record is from RefSeq and is a predicted model, not a curated record. Lineage: Eukaryota; Viridiplantae; Streptophyta; Magnoliopsida; Poales; Poaceae.
AUUGGCGUCCAAUGUUUUUGCUGCCGUCGGCGUAUACUUGAGUUUUUGCUAGACGUGGUGGUGCAAGGACGGUGGCGAGCCGGAGACUGUGACGCUGGGGAUGCCGGCAACCACAGUGACCGUGUGCUGGAGCCAUCCGGUGGGAGGGCUGUAAUCGUCAACGCCAGAAGCUGGAGCCACGUGCUGCAAUUCCGGCGGCCACGUGUCAAGGGGAUGGCAAGGGGACGAAGAGAAGGCGCCAGAUCUGAACACUUGGGAGACGUUUCAUCGUACGGCCAAGGCACGACCGGCUGAAUUUUUUGUCGGCCGGCCGGUCGCCUAGCGCUGGGAAUUCCCUAGCUGGCUAGCUCUGGCCUGUUCGGGCGCCUCAGUCUCAUCGCCAGCAAUGGAUCCAGCGACCAAACUGCGAUUCGACUCGCCGCUCCUCCGCGUCUACGAGGACGGCCGAGUGGAGCGUCUCUUCGGCACAGAAACCACCCCGCCGGGCGUCGAUGCUGCCACCGGCGUCACCUCCAAGGACGUCGUCAUCGACGCCGCCACCGGCGUCUUCGCCCGCCUCUACGUCCCCGACCUCGUCGCCGCCGGCUCCGAUUCCCAGCGCAAGAAGCUCCCGAUCCUCGUAUACUUCCACGGCGGCGGCCUGGUCCUCGACUCGGCCGCCUCUCCGACGUACCACAGGUACCUCAACUCCGUCGCCUCCAAGGCCGGCGUCCUGGCCGUGUCGGUCAACUACCGCCUCGCGCCAGAGCACCCGCUUCCCGCGGCCUACGACGAUUCCUGGGCGGCGCUCAGCUGGGCCGCGUCGAGGGAUGAUCCCUGGCUUUCGGAGCACGGCGACGCCGGCAGAAUCCUCUUGGCCGGCGACAGCGGAGGCGCGAACAUCGUCCACAACAUAGCAAUCAUGGCCGGCACCCGGGAUGGUUUGCCGCCAGGAGUACGGAUUGAGGGGGCGAUCAUAUUCCAUCCUAUGUUUGGUGGUAAGGAGCCAAUUGACGGCGAGGCCAUGGACAUGAGGGCGAUCACGGAGAAGCUUUGGCCCAUAGUAUGCCCGGAAAGCGCAGACGGGUUGGACGACCCGAGGUUGAACCCGAUGGCUCGUGGAGCGCCGAGCUUGCAGAAGCUGGCGUGCCGGAGGCUGCUUGUCUGCUCGGCCGACGGAGACUUCGCGCUGCCGAGGGCCGCGGCGUACUACCAGGCCGUGAAGGCCAGCGGGUGGCCCGGCAGGGUGGAGUGGCUAGAGUCCAAGGGAGGAGAGCAUGUGUUCUUCCUCAGCAAGCCGGAGUGUGAUGAGGCUCUGCAACUCAUGGACAGGGUGGUCGCCUUCCUCGCUGGCAAUUGAUUCAGAGGACACUGACUUAUUUGUGUUCCCCUUCGGGUUGCAAGUGUAAUCAGAUCUCAAAAGCACACUUGUAUUUGUGAAUUCAGAACCAUUGAAAAUAAAGGACAAUAUUAUUCGGUUUUGCUAAAA